Carlito syrichta (Philippine tarsier) is the source of this 4150-nucleotide messenger RNA. Its product is annotated as hydroxymethylglutaryl-CoA synthase, cytoplasmic. NCBI's taxonomy places the organism in Eukaryota, Metazoa, Chordata, Mammalia, Primates, Tarsiidae. The record is from RefSeq and is a predicted model, not a curated record. The annotation marks the transcript as partial. Gene Ontology annotation, cellular component: cytosol. Gene Ontology annotation, biological process: acetyl-CoA metabolic process. The transcript is spliced from 6 exons. Gene Ontology annotation, molecular function: hydroxymethylglutaryl-CoA synthase activity.
AGGGAAAUGAAAAAGAUUUUACCUUGAAUGAUUUCGGCUUCAUGAUCUUUCACUCACCAUAUUGUAAACUGGUCCAGAAAUCUCUAGCUCGGAUGUUGCUGAAUGACUUUCUUAAUGACCAGAACAGAGAUAAAAAUAGUAUCUAUAGUGGCCUGGAAGCCUUUGGGGAUGUUAAAUUAGAAGACACCUAUUUUGAUAGAGAUGUGGAAAAAGCAUUUAUGAAGGCUAGCUCUGAACUCUUUAAUCAGAAAACAAAGGCGUCUUUGCUUGUAUCAAAUCAAAAUGGAAAUAUGUACACAUCUUCAGUAUACGGUUCCCUUGCUUCUGUUUUAGCACAGUACUCACCUCAGCAAUUAGCAGGGAAGAGGAUUGGAGUGUUCUCUUAUGGUUCUGGCUUGGCUGCUACCCUGUACUCUCUUAAAGUGACCCAAGAUGCUACACCAGGGUCUACACUUGAUAAAAUAACGGCAAGUUUAUGUGAUCUUAAAUCAAGACUUGACUCAAGAACUUGUGUGGCACCAGAUGUCUUUGCUGAAACCAUGAAGCUAAGAGAGGACACCCAUCAUUUAGUCAACUAUAUUCCCCAGGGUUCAAUAGAUUCAAUCUUUGAAGGAACAUGGUACCUAGUUAGAGUGGAUGAAAAGCACAGACGAACUUACGCUCGGCGCCCCUCUCCAAAUGAUGACACUUUAGAUGAAGAAAUAGGACUUGUGCAUUCAAACACAGCGACCGAGCAUAUCCCAAGCCCUGCUAAGAAAGUGCCAAGACUCCCUGCCACGGCAGCAGAACCUGAAGCAGCUGUCAUUAGCAAUGGGGAACAUUAAGAUUUUCUGUGAGGUGUAAGACUUCAGUGUGGAGGUGGGGAGGGGGUGGGAAUACGGGAACGUUGGAGGAACGGGAUGUCUGGGGACAAUUUUAAAGGGUUAUAUGUUGCUUCAAUUUUUAUGUGACUGACAUGGAGCCUGGAAAACUAUCACGUUCUUGGGAAAGUCUUUGCUCAAUUUGUGAGAUGCUUCCUGUUGUGGUCUGGCCAAAGCCAGAUGUACUUGAAUGAUGUUAAGGGCUCUGUAAAACUUUGUACCUCUCUGGUCAUUUGUAUGCAUGAAGUUUAGUUUUUAAACAUGGUAUAAUGAAUUGUGUGCUUCUGUCAGAAGAAAGCAUAGGUACUGGUCUCCAAUUAAACAUUUUUUUAAACAUGUAAGAAUUUUGUACUUUGAACAACAAGAUUAUUGAAAGUACCUGUGGCUUUUGAAAAACGUGUCUCGCUUGGGGAAUGUGGUCUCAAAAUGUGAUAUGUACAAACCUCGUUUGAAAAUGGCAAGACAUGCCUUUUUCUAAAAUUUAUAAAUCCUGAAGAGGAAGAAAAGAGAUGGGACAAUAACACUGUUCUGGAAUCUGGAAUGUUGCUUUAAGUCCAGGCCAGCAGUGACAAAAGUUACUGUAAUGACCUCUGAACAGAGAGAUACUACCAUUAAGUAGGCUUUUGGUAUAGAAAACACGGUCCAUUUGGGAGCUAUGGUUAUAGCUCUAGGUGUGCUCCUGAAUUCGUCACGGUAUUCAAUGCUGAACAAUGUUGAGAUAUUAUUGGAGGCGUGUAUGAGGAAGUUUGUUGCAAUCCUUUGCACCUUAUUUUAAAGGAUAAAUGAAACAUUUUUCUGGCUGCCUUUUAAAAAUUUAGAAUGGAAAGGGAGAAUAGGGACAGGGCAUUAUUAUGAUGCUUCAGUAUUACAAAUUUUCAGACUGACAACCUAAAUUCAUAGUGUAAAAGACUUCUUUCCUUUUUCUUUUUUUUGUAUUUAUUCAACGAAAAUAAGAAGGUACAACUCGAGUUUUUACAUAGUCUGACUAGCCAAAAUGUAUAUUCUACUUUAAGUUCUGAAAGUAGAAUUUAUUAAGCAUUUUCUCAGAUUUUCACCUUAAAACAAAAAAUAACAAAUGAAAGCUAUCACAUGAGAUGAAAAAGAAAAUUGGUUAGACAGUUUUGUAGAUCUUUUUGGUGCUGAACUAUGACAUGAGCCUUAUAGAUUGUAAAAUAGAGAUAGUUGGAACUAAUGUACAGAACUAAAUUUUUUAAACUUUAUUUGCUGUUAAAUUCUUUGAAGUUUCAGUUAUCUAAAAUAAACAUACCCAAAUAUGAAAUGUAACGUUUCAGAUUGCAAAGUAAUAUGUAAUGUAGUGUUUGUAAGAUACUCUUGUCUAAUAUUAACUAGUAGUAUUUUGAUUUGUACAGUCAUAAUUUGUUAAAAUGACUUCAUUUUAACAUCCACUGAUGUAGAUGAAUAAUGUAAGUUCAGAUUUAAAGAAUGGUGGGCAAAUGGUGCAUGUAAUACUUUUGCAAGUAUUGGGAGAUCGGUAUGUUUUUAAAAGAGUAAUUUAAUCUUUGGGUGUCAGGAAAUGGGUUUUCUCAAAGUCCAUUGCCGGCAAUGGGCAGGCUUGGUAACACUGGCACCGGGCAUUAACCACACACUUUAUUAACAGUGAGAUGAAUAAAUUUGAAAUAAAGUUUUAGAGAAAUAGUUCAGAUAUUUGAGUGUUCUUUUUUUCCUCUUAAACUAACAAUGUAGGCAAGAUGGGCAUUCCUUUCAUUUCAGUUCAUUCACUCCAUUCCUUCAUCAUUCCAUAAACAUUUGAAACCUGAUAUAAGCAAGACAGUCUACUAAAGCCAGAAUUAAAAAGAUGGCAAGAUACAUGGUCUUGCCUUCAAGGAGCUAUUUGUCUAGUGUGGAGAAAUUUCUACUGAUAAUUUAUUAUUCAUACAUCUCAGAGAAAUUAACUUCCAAAUUAGGUGGUAAGUUUUGCUAUAUAUAAACUUUGCUAUAAAUAUUUGUGAAAGUGAGUUACUGUUUCCCUAAGAAAAAGUAAGACUAAGGGUUGGCAAUUAAAGAAAACCAAAUUUAGAAAGACAAAUACAGAACUGCCUACUACCAGCUAGAGUCUCCAGCCUGGAAGUCCCAUAUUGCUCAUGAUAGGGGUUUUAUAGAGAAAAUUCUUGGCAUUGACAGUAAUAUUGGAUUAGAGAAGCUCUUAAAAGCCCUGUCAAUGCUUAGGAUUCUAUGAAUUAGUAAUUAUAUCAGAUUUUAUAUAUAUAUAUGAUUUAAUUACUAAUUUUAUAUAUAUUAUAUAUAUUUAAAUACUGAUCAGUUCAUAUUUUAUCAUAUCAUGUCUGACUUGUGCUCCAGCUGCUGCUGGCAACUCAUUCCAUGAAAUCUUUGACCAGUUUCUCAGAGAACAUGACCAUACCUCCCUUUGGAUUCUUGCUAUAUACCUGUCACUUCAACCUCACUGAUGUGGGUGCCUGCAGAACUCACUUGGUACUCACAAUUUAAAGUGCAAGGCAUCGGGCCACCCUUGACCAGUGGUGCAAAGUUGCUGGUGGAAAAUGCUUUCCUUUCUCCCUCAGGCAGACAAUUCUGAGAUGCAUUUCAUAAGUUUUCCUCUGAAGAUCCUCUGAAGAAUCAACCAUAAGUUGGCUAUGGCCAGUUUGGUAAUAGCAUCUUUCUAUUUGCUUUCCUCUUUUGUUUCACUUCUGUGCAUCUUCUGCAACCUGGGAUCACUUCCCAAAUAAAUGACUUGCAUAUAAGCUUUUGUCUCAGGCUCUUUUUGGGGGAAUCCAGGCUAAGACGGUUGAUAGCCAGAAUGACCCUGGAAAGCAGACCUUCAGGAUGAGAGAUUGGAGCUGGUUCAUUCACCAAAUGACAGAAACCUCAUUGCUGUUUGUAAUAGGCAGAAUGAUAUCCUUUCACACCUACCAAAGAUUUCCUAUUCCUGGAAUCUGAAUGUUGCCUUACAUGUCAAAAGCAGAUGUGACUAAGAACCUUGAGAUGGGGAGAUUAUCCUGGGUAGGUCCAACCUAAUCAUGUGGAUCCUUAGAAGCAGAGAACCUUUCUUGACUGUGGUCAAGGGAGAGUGACAACAGAAGUUUGGUCAGAGAGAUGCUGUGAUGCUGGCUUUGAAGAUGGAGGAAGAGGACCAUGAGUCAGAGAAUAUAUAGGCAGCCUCUAGAAGCUGAACAAGACCGGGAAACGGAUUCUCCCUAGAGCCUCCAGAAAGGAACCAAGCCCUGAAAACACCUGAAUUUCAGUCCACUGAGACCUAUGUCAGACUUCUAUCUCAUAGAACUGUAACAAUAAAUUCGUGUUGUUUUAAGCCA